AUGUCCAGUCUUCAGCAAGCGGCUUGCCAAGCCGUCGGUGCAAACAAGUGUAUAUCUUUCAAGAAGAUCGGCGAAGGCAACUACAACAAGGCAUAUCGCCUUGAGAUAGAAGACGGCCAAAAGAUCAUCGCAAAAGUCCCACACCCUAAUGCUGGCCCAAGAGUGCUUACCACGGCAUCGGAAGUGGCAACUAUGGAGUUUGCCCGGACCAUCUUAGACUUACCAGUCCCACGAGUUCUCGCUUGGAAUGCUACCGACCAACAUCCUGUCCAAGCAGAAUAUAUCAUCAUGGAAGAAGCAAGUGGCUCUCAACUGCACGAAGUUUGGCAGGAUCUCCCACUGCGGAGGAAAUGUGACAUUAUUCAAUACCUAAAGUCUGUCGCUCGCCGUGAGAUCGAAUGGAUCAAUGCCCAUGCGAACCCACAGGAGCCGAGUGAAACUCCAUGGCAGUACACGAGUCCACAUCAAAAGUCUCCAGAGGCUCACACAGUCCUGUUAGAGAGAUUCUUAGCCGCAGUUCCGUACAUCACUCCCAAGGACCCAGAGCUCGUCUCUCCCAGACUUUGGCACCCAGACUUCCAUACUGGUAACGUCUAUAUCGACAACCAAGACCGAAUCUCAUGCAUCAUUGACUGGCAGGGGGCCUGGGCUACCCCGGUGUUCAUCGGUGCCAAUCCCCCAUUGCUUCUAGACUAUGGGAUUGACAUGUUGAUGAAGCUCCCUAAAAACUUCAAAGCACUCGACGAUGCUACAAAAGAUAAGCUCAAAUACCAAGUGUCCCAGUCUAUCUUAAUUCACACGUACGAAGAGUCUGCGGUGGAGAGGAACCCUCUGAUGUACAAGGUUAUGCAUCAUCCCCAUGGCCAGACCCUCAAACAAUUAGAAGCUUUUGUUGGCUCUACCUGGGACAACUGUCUCUUUCCCCUUGAAGAAUGUUUGAUUCGCGUUGAGAGUGAGUGGAGCCACUUUGGUACAAACGAACCAUGUCCGUACCAUUUCUCAGCAGAGGAGAUACAGCAACACGACGAAGAGGCGGGGUCUUUCAACAAGAGCCAGGAACUCUGGAAAGAGCUACAAGGUGUUUUGACUGAUGAGGGCUAUGCGUCGAAUGAGGGUUUCAGCAAGGCUGUCGAGAUAAUCAGAGACUUGCGAGAAUUCGGGCUAAGUGGCCUGGAGGGCGAGGAACGACGCAGCUUCGACAAGGAGACGCGCUGGGUCGCAAAUUUACGCAGCCGCUAA
Alternaria infectoria is the source of this 1239-nucleotide messenger RNA. RefSeq lists its product as uncharacterized. The transcript is spliced from 3 exons. Bases 1 to 1239 code for a protein of 412 amino acids. The record is from RefSeq and is a predicted model, not a curated record. NCBI's taxonomy places the organism in Eukaryota, Fungi, Ascomycota, Dothideomycetes, Pleosporales, Pleosporaceae. Gene Ontology annotation, cellular component: mitochondrion.